This is a messenger RNA of Ruditapes philippinarum (Manila clam), 2029 nucleotides long. RefSeq lists its product as uncharacterized. The record is from RefSeq and is a predicted model, not a curated record. The transcript is spliced from 4 exons. Bases 164 to 472 code for a protein of 102 amino acids. NCBI's taxonomy places the organism in Eukaryota, Metazoa, Mollusca, Bivalvia, Venerida, Veneridae.
AUGUUUCUUACUUACACUUUUGAGGUCAAAUUUGUUUUGUAAUCUUAAUCUUUUUGAACUGCAGUUUGUUGUUAAAAUUGUGUGGUGACAGAGGAGCACCUGAAAUAUUUUGAAAAAUAUACCCGAGGAUCAUUUGGAAUUGCAUGUAUAACGAUUUUAAAAGAUGUCAUCAGAUAGUGGAAAGAAGAAAUAUAUAAACGAGAAUAGGUUCCGCUUCAAACUUCCACAUAGAUAUGUAAUUUAUGACAAGUUACACCGAAGUACAGUAUUUGUCCUUAUAUCAGGUUCUUUUAUAAUUUGUGUUAGGAUGGCCAUUGACUUUUACCACCAGCAGAGAGUAAGAAAACCAAUAUUAACUGAGAUAGCAAGAAUAGAUCAGGAAGUUGCAAUGAAAAAGAUGCAAGCAGAGAGAGAGGCAACUCUUAAUAUACAACAGAAACUACAAGACGAGGCAGAUACACUUGAUAAAUAAUAUAAUACAACAUAGAUAUGAAGACAAAAAAUGGUGAAACGAAUAUGUGAUAUCAUCAGAUCAUUUAAUGCUCAACUGAGCAUGAAGGUGUUUUUUUAGUUGAGCUUGGAGGGGAUUUCAUUGUUUUUGAUGACUUUCUGUCAACAAAUGAUCCAUCAUCCACAAUUUGUUUGACUAUCAUUUCCUCUGAAACAAAGGGCACAUUUGAAUAAACUUGUCAUGGAAAUUUGCAUUUAUUUUGAUAUUUUUAAAACUAGUACAGAAUGAUACUUUUUAAAAGAAUUUAUGUAUGAAACACAAGUUAUUUUUAAGAAAGUUAAGCCUUAUUUAUAUAAGCAUUAUGGUAUGGCGUUGUCUGUCUGUUGACAAUUGGUUACUGUAGCACAACAUUUGAAGGUUAUCAGUGAUUAUGUUUUGUUUGGCCUGUAAUGUAAACAAGUUAUAUCAAAACUCUGUCAAGCUGCAAUCAAAUCAUUAUAAAUAGAGUUAUGCCUUUUUAAAGCAAAUUUUAAUGUGAAAUUAUUAUAUAUAUUUUUUUGCAUUUUUUCUUUAAGAUUUCAUUGAUUGUGUUUAUAUUUGGCAUGUAAAUUUGCUAUAUCAAAACACAGAUCAAGUUACAUUUUUACUAGAGUCAACUCAUUAUUAAUAGAGAUAUGCCGUUAUUAUAUAACAAUAAAUUUGCUAUCUUUCUAUUUUGCACAUUUUUGUCUGUAUUACUUUCUUGUAAACUUGCCUUCAGGUGUAUACCUCUUGUUGUUCAACUUAGCACACAAGCUCUGAUGUAAGCUGUUGUGAUCGCAUUUUGUCCAAUGUCUGUUGCUUUUGACAGUUUCUUUUAAUAAUAUUUCUUUGAUGAACCUCUUAUUUUUGUUCAAGUAUGGCCCUGAUAAUUCAUACUGGUCAUUUAUUUUGUAAUGGCUCCUAAAAAAUUACUAGGCCUAGAGCCUAGUACUUGUUAUGUACCUGUAUCUGAACCUCUACCACACUUGUUUAAAGCAUGGCCCAUGAGUCAACAUUGUCCGAUAUUGGCACUUUAAAUAAAUCUAUCAUUUUCUGAGGGUUAGGGUAGGUCACCCAAGUUAAAAAUUUCAAAAAAGAUCCUUUAUACAUUACAUACCUCCUGCAUCUAGGUUUUUUCAACUGUAUCAAAUAUUUUUUGAACUGCUAUGCCAAUGUUAGUACGAGUUUUAUCAACUUUUUCUGUUCACUUAGGUGAGUGAAACAGACACACAAGUGUCACUUAUUAAUGUAUGAAUAAGUGAAGCCAUUUUGACGAGUUACUUCAGCAAAUCUUUUAAAUGAAAUGACAAUAAGAAGUGUUCAUCAUAUGUUUAAAAGAACUCACUGAAGUGUGAAUUAUAUUGAGUUUCUUUUUAUUUUAAAUCAUUGUAAAUUUUGUAAAGUUUGUGAUGAUUAUGAAUGUAAAAUUUGAUAUGUUAUUACUGUAAAAACAAGAUAAUGUUUUGUAAAUUGUUUUAGUUUCAGUUUGAAAAUAUAAUUUUUUGUUAUACAAAAAAUUGUAUAUAAGUGAAAGAAAUAAAAUUCUAAAGUUCUCAA